AGACAGACAGACAGACAGACAGAUAGACAGACACAAAAUCACCGUAGAACCUCGCCCACAAGUGCAUCGAUUUGUUUUGCCACACUUCAGAGUAGUAUACAGACAACAAGUGGAUAGAAAAAAGUGAUUUCAAGGUAGACAAAGUUGCGUGAUGCAAUAAACAGUUUGGAGAUAAAGGUUAUUGCAAAUAUCCAAGCUUUAGAGGAGGGGUAUUCUAACCAAAUGAGUCACACUUCCAGGAACUCUUGUUCCUAGAGGUUUUACCAUGCUAGGAACGUCUGUUAGGUAAAGACAAAAAGCAGUUACCGUCAUAAUGUAAGUAGCUACAUUGUGAUGGAGGUUCUAAAGCGAAGUCGUACUGCUGUCUGGAUGGGGUGUGACAACAGUAAAGUACUCCACUCAAAUGACUCAGUACCAUACCUAUGUCUUCUCUAUAUGGAUGAGAGUUAAAAAUAGGUCCACCCAUGUAGUUUUACAUUCCUCGCCCUAUGGCAUUCCGGUGCCAGCGAUAUGCGGAUUUGUGAUUCGUCAGUUUAUGGGAUUGACUUACAAGCAAUAAGUAACGGGUUCGAUUCCCGCUCCACCAACCGAGGUGUGGGCAGCCAAAUAGUAUCAUUAGCGGUCACACUAGGUGGAACUCAUAGCUUACUGCACGAACGUGCACAUGGUUGUUGAGUGCAUAUUUGUUUCACUUUUUUGCCAGUGGUGUGUAUUUUUCUCGUUCGGUGUUAGCAUAGUGAAACCUGAAUCUAGCAAUCUGAAGGUUGGGCAUAUUUCUAUAAGCCAUCAGCAGAGGAUUGUCAUUGUUUCUGGAAUACCUGUUUGAGUUCCGAUCACCCGUUAGUACCGGCCCAAACCAACAUUUAGGAACUUUAUCGGUUGGUACUUCAUCUUUGUCCUCCAACCCAGUUCUACUGCGGCUGGCACUGCAAAUUGAGGUAGGUGGGGCCCCGACAUGCGUAUGUCAAAGACUCCUCAGUUGGUGACGUUUCACAUUGACUGAUUUCCCUUCUUUCCCCUCUUUCCCUGGUGCACUUCGCCUAGACUCGACGUUGCUCACACAAUGAUUCCACUAUAUGUGUUCAUAUCUUCUUUCAACAAUAGUUUCAGCAGUGUACUAAGCGCAGUAUACUCGUCCUUUAAUAGGUGAUCAGAUGUAAUGCAGGUUGGCAAAUGCCAAGCUGGCCUUUUGUAUCCGAGCUGAGAUUUUGUCAGAAACCAACUCAUUCGGGCUGAUGCGACUUCCACAGCCACGUCAGUGUGUAAUGUUAGCCGAAGUGGGACCGGUUUGGAAGAAGACUUAGGGCGGCCAGACUGACUCGUUUUCAAAUGACUGGCCAAUUUCCUAUUUUUAUCCGAUAUUAGUGUACGUAAUAGAUUGUGUCCCAGUUUAGGUUUUUUGCAAAGUUAAAACAUGUUGAAUUAAGGGGCUUUCUGACUUUUAUUAAAUCUAUUACUUAUAUCAGUUAUGAUUGUAACUGUUUGUUUUAGGUACACUGUCAACUGUAACUCAUAUCACCAGUAGUUUACUUGGUAACUUUGAUUUACUGAAGUAAUUGAUUAUCAAAGCAUGGGUUCACAUCUUCGCGAUCAUUUGAGACUGUUUUUAUUUAGUGUUCUCAAUGAAGAUCCUCGGUUGUUAUCGAAAUGAAUAUUGAUCUUGGGGAAAAGGCUUGCUCAAAGCUUAGGAUUUUUAUCUGUUGCUUCUUACGUGAUUUAAUAAAUGAGGAGGGAGUUAUGACAAAUGGUGUGGAUUCUCAUGAUCAGAACCAUUGUCUACCUGUUAAAAAUACACCCUCUAUGCUCGAUAACACAAGACGUGUAGUCAUGCUUUCUCGGGAUGAAGUGGUAGCAUUAGCAGCUGCUACUGCUGCUGAUAAACCGAAUCCUGUCAUUUUGCCAUCAAGUGAUGGAGAGAAUGUCAGUCGCCGUAUUAAACAAUUACGUCAAACUCCACUCUUGGCUAACAGACCAACUGUACGAGGGUUUACCAAUAAACCUGUAGUGCCUACUGAAGUUAAAAGCCCAAGUGCACCAAUUUUAGAUGCUACUCCUAUCAGACAUAUUCAAAUUACUCAUGUAACUCCCCGAUUAGAGUCAAGUCAGAAGACUGAAUCAUUUAAAAAUCAUACAAAUACCACUAGUAUUACUGCAACUGCUACUACUACUAAUAGUAAUAGUAAUUCAGCUGCGACAUCUGGUUUACCUAUUUUAUCUGCAUUUUUAUCUCAAUCUUCAUUGAGCGAACGUAAACGUCAUAUAUCCGCUCCAUCGUCUGCAGUCAAUUCCGGUCAACGGCAGUCUUCCAUUGACAAUCAUUUUAAACCACAGGAAAGAUUUCAGGUUUACAGCUCGCUUAAUAAAGACAAGAGUAAUAAUAAUAAUAAUAAUAACAGCAUACCUGGUACAAAGGUGGGUAUAACUAUCAAACGGCAACUAAGUGAAGCCGUAAUAUCAAUUCGACCUGCAACUAGCCGUUUAUCAGAGGACACGUAAGCACUAGAUGCUUGUUUGAUAUCGUUGUAAUCACUGUGUUGUGGAUUAUGAAGAAAAAUAAAUAGAGUUUAUUUGAAUUCAUAGGCGAACAAUGAAGAUAUGUUUCAUUCAUACUGCAUUUCAUUCACUAAAGCUUCUAUAUCACAUCUUUUUACAUCUUUUUCCUGAUAAUUAACAACAAAUUAUUCUAGUUAUCAAUAGGCUUAAAUCUGUAUAUAGCCUCCAUUUUCAUCAUAUUGUGUACACGCAUAUUUCUGAAUAGUAAACAGAGUUUUGUAAUCACACUGUACAUUUCAUUUAUUCAUGAUGAUAGCGUUAUUACUACUACUAUGUCUGAUCAAAUACAAUUUAGUAGAGAAAAUUAUAGUGUUUAAAUAUAUUUAUAUCAUAUGUAGCGCAUUA
Molecule: messenger RNA, 2898 nt
Organism: Heterobilharzia americana
Lineage: Eukaryota; Metazoa; Platyhelminthes; Trematoda; Strigeidida; Schistosomatidae
Source: the annotation of a GenBank genome assembly